Saccostrea cuccullata (small rock oyster) is the source of this 513-nucleotide messenger RNA. RefSeq names its product putative ankyrin repeat protein RF_0381. The record is from RefSeq and is a predicted model, not a curated record. Lineage: Eukaryota; Metazoa; Mollusca; Bivalvia; Ostreida; Ostreidae. Bases 1 to 513 code for a protein of 170 amino acids. Gene Ontology annotation, molecular function: protein binding. The transcript has a single exon.
AUGGCAGCCAGUGGUGGUAACAUUGAACUGUUUCAGAUUUUGAAAAAUCAAACACUCACUGUUUCACUUGAGGAGGGAAAAACUGUAGUACACAGUGCUUGUCAACAUGGCCGAUUAGAGCUGUGUUGGUUUCUUCUUGAAAGUUAUCCCCAUUUACUGAAGGUCAGAAACUUUCAUGGCGAUAAUACUUUACAUGCUAUUGCUUUGGGAGGUAACAUACAAUUACUGACGUUUCAGUUAGAGCAAGGUUUAGAUAUCAGAGAAAGAAGCAGUGACGGAAAAACUGUGCUGCAUCUAUGUUGUAUGAAGGGUAAAAUAGAAAUGUGUAAGUACUUAGUAACCAUGCAUCUUGAGCUAUUGAAUAUCACUGACAAUGAUGGUUACAAUGUUUUACAUGCUGCAGCUUGGGGUGGAAACAUCGAUCUGUUUAAGGGUCUGCAAGAGAAAGGUUUAGAUAUCAACGACAGAAGCAAUAAUGGGAAAACUUCUACAUCUGUGCUGUAUGAAUGGUAA